AUGUACAUCACUCCCUGCUACCUCGUCACCCGGCUCCCUGACUCCCUUCCCUCGGUCAAGGACCACUUCCCCAUUCUUUGCUCCACCACGCUCACCGUUGACCCCCUCGAGGAGCGCCUCCUUGCAGCUAAGAAGAAUAUAGUCGCUGUAGGAGCCUCUCGUGGUGACCUUCGUGCCCCAUUCUUUGAGGGAUGCUCCCGCGUUCCCCUUUUGCCUUCUGUUGCCUCUGCUGUUGCUGUCAACCUCGUUGGCACCGAGUCGGUCGGUGCAGCGUCUGCUCCUAGUAGGAGGCGCCACAGCGGCAGGAGCAAGGGGGGCAAGGGUGCUAGAGGAGACGGCGGGGGCGGCGGUGGUGGCAGUGGAGGCGGCGGAGGGGGUGGGGGUGGAGGUGAGGGUGGUGGCGGGAGUGGGAGCUUUGGUGGCGGCGGUGGCGGUGGAGGCGGCGGCGGCAGCUGCAGCGGAGGUGGCGGAGGCGGCAGCGGCGGUGGUGCUGCUCGGGGUGGCGCUGUGCAGCGGGGAGGCCUUGGUGGUGGCCAGCGUCAGCAGCAGCAGCGUUCUCGUGAGACCCUGUCGCCCCAGCAGCUUUGUGAGUGGUACGCUGGGCGUGGGAGGUCUGGGGGUGCUGGUCCUUGUGCUUACGUUCUCCGCACCGGUGAGCGCACUGGGGAGACGUGCAAAGGGCCACACGCCACGCAACGCUGGUUUGGCCGCCUGACUGACGCCUGGCGUGCACAGUUUCCUGACGCCACGGAGCUCCUUUGCUGGGGUGAUCUGCUUAGUCGGCUAGUGGCGGUCUCUCUGGCUGACCCCUCUCGCGGUCUGGUCCUUGCACACUCCUCCACAGUUCUGCCGUGUCCGGCGGACCCGUCUGGCUCUCUGUCUGGCCUCCACCUCCCCUCGUUCUCCACGAACUUGGUGAGUGGAGCUGACCUUCAGGACGCCUGGGUUGACCAGUUCACUCCUGGAAGUCAGCGGGUGACCCAUUGUUCAUGUACUCGGACGGGUCGGCACCUGGCCACGUUCACCCGUCAGCUUGGGUCGAGCCUGUACACCCUGUCGACCGUGUCUCCUCCGGUUGCUGAGUCUGGUCAGGUAGCUGCGUUGGGUCAGGGGCGGCAGCGCCCCGCUCCUCACUCCUCCGAGUUCCCUCCGACGGAGGCUCCCCUGCAGAAUCUUCACAUGGACGUGUGGGGCCCAGCCCGCGUCAGUGGACAGGGUCACGAGCGCUACUUUCUGUUGGUCGUUGACAACUACUUGCGUUACACCACAGUCUUCCCCUUGCGCCGCAAGGGUGAGGUCCCUGAGGUGCUGAUCGACUGGAUCCGCGCUGCGCGUCGUUAG
Molecule: messenger RNA, 1341 nt
Organism: Closterium sp. NIES-65
Lineage: Eukaryota; Viridiplantae; Streptophyta; Zygnematophyceae; Desmidiales; Closteriaceae
Source: the annotation of a GenBank genome assembly